Molecule: messenger RNA, 1134 nt
Organism: Parnassius mnemosyne (clouded apollo)
Lineage: Eukaryota; Metazoa; Arthropoda; Insecta; Lepidoptera; Papilionidae
Source: the annotation of a GenBank genome assembly
CUGCCUUAUAUUGUCCUCCAAAAAAAAAAAGUGAAAAGGAGUGUUUGGGUCCAUGAUAUUAAUGUAAAACGACUCGAGUAUGGUGAAUUUCAUACAUUGUAUCCAGACUUACAAAAAGAUGAUAAACGUUACAAAAUGUACUUAAGAAUGAAUGAAAACCAAUUUGAUUUUCUUCUUAAUCUGAUUGAAAAUGAUAUCGAAAAACAAAUGACACAGUUUCGGAAACCGAUAUCUGCAAAGGAGCGUCUAGUGGUGACUUUGAGGUUUUUAGCCACAGGAGAAUCAUUUAGAUCGCUAGGAUUUAGAUACAGGAUAGGAUUCAGCACAAUAAAAGCUAUCGUUCUGGAUGUAACUAUUGUCAUUUGGAAAAAUCUAAAAGAUAUUUUUAUGCCAAAACCGACUAAAGAAAAGUGGAAACAAAUUGCGAAAACGUACAGUGACAAAUGGCAGUUUCCUAAUUGUGUGGGAAGCUUGGAUGGGAAGCAUGUUAUGCUGUUUUGCCCAAAUAAUGCGGGAACGUCAUUCUAUAAUUACAAAGGCCGACAUUUUGUCGUUCUUUUAGCAUUAGUUGACGCUAACUACAAAUUCAUUGCAGUUGAUGUUGGGGCCUUCGGACGUAACAGUGACGGUGGUGUAUUUGCUGAGUCAAAACUGGGAACUUCAUUGGCGACUAACACUGCAGAUAUACCAGCAGAUACACCAUUGGAAAAUGGUGGUGAGCCCAUGCCACAUGUCAUUAUAGGAGACCAAGCGUUUCCAUUAAAACCAUAUUUAAUGAGACUAUACAGUAAAGAAGCUGUUUCUAAUAACGCAAAUAAAAAGAAUUUCAAUUAUAGAUUAUCACGUGCAAGGAGGACAGUCGAAAACGCAUUUGGCAUUUUGUCAGCAAGAUGGCGGAUAUUUCAUACAGAUAUUGAAGUACAACCAGAAAUUGUCGAUAACAUCAUUUUAUGCUGUUGUUGCUUACACAACAUGCUACGGAACGACGAAGAUGACAACACUGGUGUACCAGAUAACUUUAUAGCAUUUGAAGGUAUUCGUAAUAAUUCUACCCGAGCAGCAUGUGUUAUUCGAGACAAGUUUUGUGAUUACUUUAGUUCCGAAAAUGGAAGUUUGCCUUGGGAAAAUCAAUAA